GUAACGUAAAUAUGGCGGACGUGACGUCAUCAGCCGCCUUCAUCCGGGGACCGAGACCCUGGACCUUCCCUCCUCCCAGUGCCCUUCCAUUAGUAUUUAGUGUUAUUUCCUAUAUUUUCCAGCUGUUUUCAUGCAUAGAGAAGAAUAGAAAGAGGAGGAAAGAAGGAGAAAUGAAGAAGGAGGAGGAAGAAGAGGGAAGGGAAGGAGGAAGAGGAGAAGGAAAAGAAGAAAUAUUAAGAAAAGAUUUUCACUGAAUUUCCAGCGUUUUAAAGAGGAGGAAGAGGAAGAAAGGAGGAUGAGGGUGAGGAAGACGAGGAAGAGGAAGAGGAUUAAAUUUAUUGCAUUUUUCUUAGACAGUCCUCAGGAUGUCAACAUUGUAUAAUGGUACAGUGUUGAGACAGGGACGGUCGCGUUAUAAUUCACUAAUUGAGGUUACUUUUGAUAAAUAAACAACUAGUACGGAGUCUUUUAAGUAUUUUACAUUAUCUUAUACCGGAAAAUAUUAAGGAAAAGUGGCGUAAAUAAGAAAAAAAAGGCAAAGAUUAGAGAUGUGGGAUUUUAUAACUUGUGGUAUCUUAAAAUACUAGUAUAAGAUAAACCCUAUGCAAAACGAAUAAUAUAACCUUUAUUAAUCAUCAUAACCUAGAAAACCGAUAAAUAUAUAUAUAAAAACCAGUGUAAUUAGUAAAAAACAAAAAAACUGUCCCUGGGAAGUGAGACGGCCCACAGAGUCGCGCCAAAAACGUGGAUUUACAGGCCAGGCAUCUUAUGUUUAACCAGGUGUACAAGGUGCUGGCUUUCAAGGGCUCCUCCACACCUACAGACACACGCACACACCACCAGAUACAGGAAGAAUUAAUUGAUGAGCUACAGAACUACACCAUCGUUCAGGUGGCAGCCGGAGACCAGCACUCUCUUGCUCUCACCUCCUGGGGCCUGAUCUACGCACGGGGUGACAAUGGGUACGGUGAGCUUGGCGUCAACUCCUGCGACAGUCACACCGCCACACGCAAGCUUGUCAAGAGUCUGGCCAGGAAGGUGACAGUGCAGCUGGCCUGUGACGCCAACCACACCCUUGCCUUGACUGCUGAUGGUGACAAAAUACCUUCGGCCAGUUGGCACUUAGACACCGACAGGGGCCCCAGAAGGAUCCUGCCCUGGUGACCUCCUUGGCUGGCACCCUCUUAGUCCUGCUGGCCGCUGCGGGUCACCACUCUGCUGCCGUGACCCAGGCCGGCUACCUGCUGUUGUGGGGGUCAAACAAGCAGGGUCAACUGGGCUAUACUCCCAAGGGUGAUCCUCUUGUUAGAUCUUCGCAGGGGGUGACGUCAGCUUGGCCACUGUCAGCAGGGAGAGUGGGGGUGCUGAGGACUUGCAGCCCUCCCCUACCCCGACCAAAUGCCCUCUCUCUCACAAUUCAAGAACAUAUGAUUAAGAAACUUCUGUCAAUUGAGGAAGAAGACAUGAUUGAUGACGAUUUGUUUACGUACACAGAGACAGUGUUUGCCUCAGUGUGCGCUUGGAACAGCUCCUUCACGCUUGCUGGCUUGCACAAACACACACACGGGCUGGACUACCGUUUGGCUGAGGACUGUGUGGCUCAGAUUGGCCGGAUUGCAAGGGAGACCAUUCAGGAAGUGGCGAGUGCGUGCGUUUGUGUGCGUUUCACUGCAUUUUACUGAAGGUUUCCCAGGACAAAACAGGACAAACCGACCUGCUGGCAUUUCACACGCAGAAUCUCACAAGCGUCCACUGAUCCAUUACCGAGCUAAUCCAAACGUAUCCAAACGUCCACAGGUUCGUACUGGCAUUCAAAACGUGGCCAAGAGUCUUCCUUCGCAUCCCCCAGCCAGGACGCCUUACGCUGUUAUGUCCUUCCCCUGUACAAGGACUUCACUGACCCUAAACAAACGGCCAAACUCCAAACGCCGUAUGCUGAGGGAGUGUUGAAGCUUGACAAGGAGAUGGCGGAGGUGUUCAGGACUUUACACUAAGGCUGGUUACUUUGUACAAGAAUGUGGUGGUACAAAUACUGAAUUCAGCUCACCAAUGUAGCUCUGAGAGACCGGCGUGCCCUUGUGUCUUCCCUGCGGCUGUUGUCCCUGGUCCACGGUCUGAACUUCCAAGCCGGCUGCCGAGUGGGGCGGUUGAACUACGACGACUUUUACAUCCCAGAAAUUGCAGAGAAAAUUGAUAUUAGGAAUGAUUACUUGAACUGGAUGAACAGCAGGCUUCACCCGAUGUCCAGGAGGGAGAGUCCAAUCCUGUUCUGUGAGUAUCCAUUCUUGUUCGACCCUCAGGCCAAGACGCUGCUGCUCAGGUGUGACGCCACUCGGCAGGGCGAAUGUUUCCCAGACCACCCGGUCAUACGCACGUUCUGGGAAGUAUUUCACAAACUCUCCCUGGAGCAGAAGAAGUUGUUUUUGAAGUUCCUGACGGGCACUGACAGGGUUCCUAUUCUGGGCAUGAAGGCACUCAAGUUGAUGAUCCAAAGCACAGCAGACGACAGCUUCCUUCCGGUCGCACACACCUGCAUCACACAACUCGACCUGCCAAAAUACAACACCAAAGAGAAGCUGAAAUACAAACUUCUACAGGCCGUACAGCAGAGUGAAGGGUUCGGCCUGGUGUGAGGGUGUCAGGGGGUGUUGACGGGGUGUGAGGGGGUGUUGAAGGGUGUGAGGGGGUCAGGGGGAGGCUGUGUGAGUUGGAUAAGAGUGACCUUGUGUGUGGGAGGAAGUGCCUGUUAAGAAAAUAGAAUAUAUAGAAAUUAAUAGAAAAUAUAUGUAAUAGUUUACAGAAUUAUUAUUAUUAUUAUUAUUAUUAUUAUUAUUAUCAAAUUGAGUAUAUUUUUUAGUCUUGUUACAAAAAAAAAUGAGUGAAAUAAAGAAAAUGAAAAAGGUAA
This is a messenger RNA of Scylla paramamosain (green mud crab), 2905 nucleotides long. Its product is annotated as probable E3 ubiquitin-protein ligase HERC4. Gene Ontology annotation, molecular function: ubiquitin protein ligase activity. NCBI's taxonomy places the organism in Eukaryota, Metazoa, Arthropoda, Malacostraca, Decapoda, Portunidae. The record is from RefSeq and is a predicted model, not a curated record. Gene Ontology annotation, biological process: protein polyubiquitination. Bases 2220 to 2633 code for a protein of 137 amino acids. The transcript is spliced from 12 exons.